AUGAAUUUUUAAUUUUUAGUAAGUGCUUUUUUUUUUGAUAUACUAUUCUUCAAUACAAAAAUUUAUUCAUAAACAGAAUAUUACUAUCAGAAUGAAACAAAAUUUACUUUUUAAUAAACAUAUUUUGUACCAUUUGAAUAAAACUUAGUUGAUUCAAAUGAAACCUAAUUCAAUAUCGAAUUAAUUCAUGAAAUAAAAGUAGAAAAUCAAUCCACUUUUAUUAUUUCAGAAAAAUAGAAAUUGUUUUAUUUUUAGCAAAUAACUCCAGAAAAUGAUAAUAUGAUCAUGGUCAUAGACAAUUCAAACUUAAUUUGCUUAUACCUAAUUAAAAAUUAUCUUUUGAAUCAAAAAUUGAUAAUAACUCCUCACUUUUGUAAUAACACAUUACCAUAUUCAUCAUGUAACAAAAUAUUUUAAGUUAAUAAAGAAAUUUUUAUAAGUAAUUGCUAAUUGAAUAACAACUAAAUUGUAAUAUCAAUUAUCAAUCUAAAUGGUUAAGUAUUUGAUGAAAUAAAGUUUGAUGUUGAAUUAAACUGUAAUAUUGAAUUUACUUAUGGAUAUUCUUAUAUCUUUGUAUAUGAAUUAAAUUGUUUAUCAGAUAAGAUUUAUUAAAUUGAAAUUGAUGAAAAAUAAUUUUUGUUAAAAUCAUUCCAAAAACUAGAACUAAAUAAUAUUACCAAUUCAUUUUAAGGAUAAUUAGUUUAAACAAAUAUCUGCAAUAAAGAGAGAAUUUUUUUCAUCUAUGAGAAAUUAAUAUUAAAUUAUAAUCUUUUGUUAGGUAAAUUUAAUAUACAUCUCUAUAAUGCUAAUUCAAUAAUCUUGAAUGUAUUUUAAAUUUGCAAAGGAAGAUAAUUAAUUUUCGAUAUAGAAACGAAUAGUUAAUAAUUGAGGUUAGAUUAGGAUAUUUUAAAUAUCAGGAAUUAAUAAUUUUUAAACUCUAUGUUAAUUUAAAAAAUUUUAGUUUUGCAUUAUAAUGAUUCUAUAGUAGCCAUGAUAAAUGAUUAAUUAAAUUAAUAGAUAAAAAUAAUUUUACCAGAAAUAGUACCUUUAGCUGAAUUAGGUUAUUUCUUUGGAAAAUGUAAUUCAGAAUUAAGGUUGUUUUAAAUUAAACCUCCAAAAUUUUACCUUUAAUUUAAUAAUUCAUAAGAAGUUCUAUUCCUAAAAUUUUUGAAUGAUGCCUCACUGUAUUAAUUUGAUUUAGAAUACUAAAAAAUUGAAAUUUUAUCUUAUAAUUAAUCAAAGUUAAUACUUAAAUAAUAAGAACUAAUAAUCUAUACCAAAAAUAAUAUUGAUGAAAUUUGUUUUGAACAAUCAAAAAUUACUAAAAGCCUUCCAAUAAAUUUAGAAGCAAUCAAAUAUAAUUAAAGAAAUUAUUAAAUAACUUUGUCGAACAUUUAUGACACAUGUAUUUUAAAAUUUGAGAACAAUUCAGAAAUAAUAUAUUUUGGUAUUUAAAAUAAUUAAACAAUUAUUAUUCUGUUAUUUAGAUAAGAAAAUAAAAUCAAGAUAGUAUUUUGCUAAAAAAAAGAAUUGAUUAUACAAAAGAGUAUAAAAAUAAAUACUAAUAUUAUGAUUGAUUAUUUCAUUUUAAAAGUUCAUAAUGUUCUGUGCAUUUUUUAUGAAUAAAGCAUUUAAAUAAUUACACUUGAUACAUCAUUUUAAACAUAAAUAAUAGAAAUAAAAGAGCACAAAAUACUUUAAGUAGCAAAAUACUUUUCCUAAAUCAAAAUCUUAUUUGAUAAUUGUAAGAAAACAAUUUUUAUUUACGAUUAAGAAUAAGUUUAUUUUAAUUAGAUAUCUUAUCCUUAUCCUUUUGAUUGUACUUAAACACUUCAAUUUAUUGAUGAUCAAUUGUUUUUUAGUUAAAAUGAGAUUUUUUAUUCAUCUUAACCUAAUUAGAGAUAUAUUUUAUAAGAGAAAAUUAUAUAAGUUAUUGUUGAUGUAAGAACAAACUAGUAUAUUUUAGUUUUAGAAGAAGGAAAUGAAAUAAUAUUCAAAGUAUUUCAAAUUUAUAAAAAGGAAUUUAUAUUUGUCUACAAAAUCCCAACUUAUAACUUUAAAUGUUUACCAUCAUCUACUAUAAAAUUUGAAUAUCCCUAUUUAAUGAUCACUGCAGAAAAUUCAAAUAAAUCAUUUUUACUAUUUUAUAAUUUACAAAAUGAUGCUAUUAAUGCUCUAAUAUAUGUUACUGAAAUAGAUUAAUCUUAAUAGUUUUUCUAAAUACUCGAUAGUGUCAAAGACUAUGCUGUAUAUUUUAAAGAUGAUCAAUUUCAUAUUCAUAAAUUAAAUUAAAUUUGUUUCAAUUAUUCUACUUAAUUGUAAAAUAAUUUAUUUACUAAUGAAAAGAUCGAAUUAGUUAUAAGCACAUUUAUACAUAAUUUAUCUACAAUUAUAAACUGUUAAAUUUUAAGAUUACAUAAUGAUUACUCACUUAAUUCAUUUAAUGAAAAAGUAAUAUAUAUUUUUGAUGAAAAUGCAUUCGAUUGGGAUAAAAUUAGUGGUAAUAUUAUUAAAUAUGAAAUUCAACCUAUCUAAGAUUUUUUAAUUAAAUUACCAUUAAAUAUUACAUAAGAAAACUUUAUAUGUUAUUAUUAUCAAUCUAACUUUUGUAUAGAUUAUGGGAAUAAAUUUGAAUUGUUAUCAUUUAAUAUUAAAGAUGAUUUACCUUUUAAUAGUCUAGAAGUUGAUAUUAAAGAAAUACUGUUUAAUUAAGAAUCCCUCAUUUAUACAAUAUUUUUUACUUAUCAAAUGAAAUACAAACUUUAAUAUUUCAUCCUAUAAUUGGAGCAAAUUUAAUUAAAUAAAUACAAAAUAAUUAAGAAGGAAAUUAUGUAAUCUGUGAUUCCUUUAUCAUAUGUGGCCUCGAUAGAGUAAAUAAAAAUUAUUAAUGAAAUUUAUCUAUUUUAAAUAUAUGGAUAUUAUCACUUAUUAUUUCAUAAAAAUUUUUGUGAAAUCAAGGGGUUAUUUGGAAAAACCUCGAAUGAAUAUUAUUUAAUUGAUGGUGCUUACUUAUCCAAGAGUACAUAUGUAUUUUUAUAUUGGAAAGAAAAUAAUAUUUUAGCCUCAUUUAUAGCAUUUAAUAAUAUUGAAAUGGUUUCAGAAUUAGAAUGCAAUUAUGAUGUUAUUUAGAAUUAUGAAAUUGAUAUAUCUCAAAUAUUUGAUCGAAUUUUUAUUGAAUCAUUUGAAACCAGUAUAUAAAAGAUAGAUAUAUUCCAUCUUGAAAGAAUUGGAGAUCUUUACUUUUUGAAAUUUCAUAUGAUUUUUAGAAAUUAUUUUAGUUUAAUUUUUGAAAUAUCUUUUGAUUACUUUAAGCACGAUAAAUUUAAAAUUUAAUAAUAUAGAUUUCUGAGAUAUGAAAAAAAUGCAUUCUUUUUAGAUCUAAUUUAUUAGGAUACAGAUUUUGUUUUGUUAUAAUUUUAAUUAGAUCUGUAAAGGUUUAUAAAUGUUUAUGAUAUCUAAGGAAAAUUGAAAAAUAAAGACUAUUUGGACAGCAUUUAGAGAAUAGAAUCAUAAGAUUUUUAAAAAAUUGAAAAAUACAAUGCUACACAUUUUGUAAUUUAUGGAAAAAGAUUUGAAAAAAUAUAUUUAAUGACUUUAAAUAAAUUAAAAAUAGAAUGUUAAGGCUUGUGUAAUGAACCUGCAAAUUUAACGCUUUCAAAUGAAGUAUCAAGCAUUAUUUUAGAAAUUAAGCUGGAAAAUAAAAUUGUUUUUACAUUUAAAUAAAGAGUAAUACUUGCAAAUAUAUUAUUUAUUAUAAUUUAUAUAAAAUUUGGGAAAAGAUUAAAAAGAAGUUAGAUGUAAAAUAGAUUUAAUAAAAUAAGUGGAAAUUAAUGA
Messenger RNA from Paramecium sonneborni, 3834 nucleotides. The record is from the annotation of a GenBank genome assembly. Lineage: Eukaryota; Ciliophora; Oligohymenophorea; Peniculida; Parameciidae.